GCCAAAGAUGCCUGUGAUCGAGCAGAAGCUGCUCAUAACCGUGCGCAGGAGGACUAUAAACGAGCCAAAGAAGUUCUCGACAAGGCUGAAGCGGCUCACAAAAAGGCCAAGCAGACUCAAGAGGCCGCGGUUGUGGAAUGGAGGCGAUGGUACCAGAUGCGAAAGGAGAAGGAAAAGGAAUGGGGGGAUAUCGUAGAGAAGUGCAAAGCGACCGAGAUACACCAACCGGAAAGUCUUUCUACUGACCAACUCAAACAGUUUGCGACAAAUGUACAAGGAUACGAGCUCCUUGCGUCUGGAAUCGGGCGGCUCCAUCAGGAACGGAAGGAGGAAUGGCUAGCAUCCGGACAAGCGCAGGAAGCCACUGCGAGCCAAAGAGAGCGAAAGAGGAAGCGAAGCGAGAGCUCAGAUUAUUAA
Acaulospora colombiana is the source of this 417-nucleotide messenger RNA. NCBI's taxonomy places the organism in Eukaryota, Fungi, Glomeromycota, Glomeromycetes, Diversisporales, Acaulosporaceae. The record is from the annotation of a GenBank genome assembly.